AUGCCGUGGACAUCAGCCAAACACUCACCGAACAACUUCACCCGGCCCCUUGGCCCCAACGAGGUGUUCAUCAAACUAAUCAGUGAUCCCGGCCACCCGCUCGGUCGUGAACACUGGGCCAUCAACUAUACGGCCACCAUCAGUCCUCGUGGGGCAUUCAAAGCCUUGUCGGACUCGCCUGACCUUCUACCAUCCCUCAUCCGCUACAGCUGGCUACAUCUGCGCUUCCAGCACCCCAGUCUAGCUGCGCAUCCGGACUCCAACUCCAACGCCGUCUACACGGUUCCCGACUCUGCCGAUGCUCUUAAUGAAUGGGCCUCGCAGACCUUUACAGUGGAGGCCGACGCCCAGUCCGCCAACGAGGUAAUUCCCACCAUUGCACCAGCUGCGGACGCCCGGCUGUACUAUGUCCCCCAAUCAAAUGAGCUUCUCCUACACACCGCACACUGGCGAAUGGAUGGAGUCGGUGGCCUGCUUCUCCUCGGUCAGCUGGUAGACCUGAUGGUCUCGCACGCCGACACCCUCGUCUCGGGGAAGCUGCCAGACCCGUUCGAUUCCUUCCAAUGGGGAUCGGAGGUCACACGGCUGGCGCCACCGGUCGAAGAGGCCGGCAACAUGCCCCUCACCGCGACCGACGAGCAGAAGGCUGUCGCCCACGGGACAGUCGGCACAUUUGCCCUGGUGGCGGGCGCCCUCGGGGUACCCUAUACCGGGGAUGCCGCGACUGUACCGUCCGGCACACGGGCCGCCGAGCUCAAGUUUUCUCCCACCACCACGUCCGCCGCUGUGUCUGCCGCAAAAGCACGCGGUGUCGGGAUGACAGCUGCCGUGCAUGCCAGUCUAGCCGCGGUCAACUUCCGACACGCGAUCAUUGAGCAUCAGGGCCGCCACUACACCAGUACCAUCAAACAGUCGCUGCGGCCGUAUCUGCCCGAACCGUACUCAACCCCCGCGGCGGCAGCCGGGCUAUACACGUCUGGCUGGUUAGCUCGGGUUGACCGCUCCGGGACCUGGGAGGAGAAUGCACGCAUGUAUCAGGUGGAGUAUGAGAAGGGCAUCAGUAGCGAAUAUCUCCAGGCGCACCGCGAGUAUGCGUCCACUUUGGUGGAUGUGAUGAAGAAUCUGCCGGCUCCGACAGAGCCGCCUAGCGAUAUUGAUAUCAGUAGCAUGGGGAUCAUGGAGAAAUAUCUGGAGCGCGAAUAUGGAACCCCGGAGCGUGGGAUUGGCAUCACGCAUGCCGGGGUGGGCGUGGAGAUAAUUUCGCGCCAAGGUGUCGUUUUUGUGUGGACGUUCCGUGAUCAGUUGACACUGCGGCUGGUUUAUAACGAGGCUUUCCAUACUCCGGAGCAGAUGACGGAGUUUUUACAUGACAUUCAAGCAAACCUGUUGAAGGAAUUGGGGGUAGUGGAGUAG
Penicillium concentricum is the source of this 1413-nucleotide messenger RNA. RefSeq lists its product as uncharacterized. Bases 1 to 1413 code for a protein of 470 amino acids. Lineage: Eukaryota; Fungi; Ascomycota; Eurotiomycetes; Eurotiales; Aspergillaceae. The transcript has a single exon. The record is from RefSeq and is a predicted model, not a curated record.